ACAAUGGCCCCCUUCUUACGGAUAUCUUUCAACUCAUUUGAGCUGGGACCUGUGCAGAAUCAAGAGGAACAACUACAGCCUUUCUGUGCUAUCAAGAUGAAGGAAGCAUUGACUACAGAAAGAGGAAAAACUCUAGUUCAGAAGAAACCUACCAUGUAUCCAGAAUGGAAAUCAACUUUUGACGCCCACAUUUACGAAGGAAGGGUGAUUCAGAUUAUUCUCAUGAAAGCAGCAGAAGAGCCAUUAUCUGAAGUGACUGUAGGUGUGUCGGUCCUGGCGGAGCGGUGCAAAAAAGGCAAUGGCAAAGCAGAAUUCUGGCUUGACCUGCAACCUCAGGGGAAGGUGCUGAUGGCUGUACAGUAUUUUUUGGAAGAUGCAGACUGCAAACAGUCAAUGAGGGAAGAGGAGGGGACAGUAACUAUGAACAGGAGAGGAGCUAUCAAGCAAGCCAAAAUCCACUACAUCAAAAAUCAUGAAUUUAUUGCUACCUUCUUUGGACAACCUACGUUUUGCUCUGUCUGCAAAGACUUUGUAUGGGGACUCAACAAGCAGGGAUACAAAUGUAGGCAAUGCAAUGCUGCUAUUCAUAAGAAAUGCAUUGAUAAAAUCAUUGGGAGGUGUACUGGCACUGCAGCCAACAGCAGGGACACAAUGUUUCAAAAGGAACGUUUCAACAUUGACAUGCCUCAUCGCUUCAAAGUUUACAACUACAUGAGCCCGACCUUCUGCGACCACUGCGGCAGCCUGCUCUGGGGGCUGGUCAAACAAGGACUCAAAUGUGAAGAAUGCGGGAUGAAUGUGCAUCAUAAAUGCCAGAAGAAGGUGGCAAACUUAUGUGGAAUAAACCAGAAGUUGCUAGCUGAAGCUUUAAAUCAAGUUAGCCAGAAAUCUACACGAAGGUCCGAUUCUGGAUCUGUAGAAAGUGUUGGUAUUUAUCAAGAUUUUGAUAAGAAACCUAGAGCUCCAGGAGGAGAUGCAACAGCAGAUAACAGCGAGUACGAUAAACUCUGGGAGGGAAGCACAGCCAAGAGAGCAUCACGAAUUGCAAGCAGGAGAAAAUUCAACAUAGACAGCUUUGUCUUCCAUAAAGUACUAGGGAAAGGAAGUUUUGGAAAGGUUCUGCUUGCUGAGCUGAAAGGGAAGAAUGAAUUCUUUGCUAUCAAAGCUCUGAAAAAGGAUGUGGUGCUAAUUGAUGAUGAUGUGGAAUGUACCAUGGUGGAAAAGCGGGUCCUCGCACUUGCAUGGGAAAACCCAUUUCUCACGCACCUUUACUGCACGUUUCAGACAAAGGAUCACCUGUUCUUCGUUAUGGAGUUCCUGAACGGGGGAGACCUGAUGUUCCACAUACAAGACAAGGGGCGUUUUGAUCUCUACAGAGCAACGUUUUACGGAGCUGAAAUUUUAUGUGGGCUACAGUUUCUUCACAGCAAAGGCAUCAUUUAUAGGAUGUUUACCAGUAUAAUCACAGAACCUGACUGGAGCAGUUUUAGAGACCUAAAACUGGACAACGUGAUGCUUGAUAGAGAAGGCCACAUCAAAAUAGCUGAUUUUGGAAUGUGCAAAGAAAACGUUGUUGGUGAGAACAAGGCAAGCACUUUCUGCGGGACCCCAGACUACAUUGCUCCCGAGAUCUUGCAAGGUUUGCGGUACACAUUCUCUGUGGACUGGUGGUCGUUCGGGGUCCUGCUGUACGAGAUGCUUAUUGGACAAUCCCCUUUCCAUGGGGAUGAUGAAGAUGAAUUGUUUGAGUCAAUCCGAGUGGACACCCCUCACUACCCACGCUGGAUUACCAAGGAAUCAAAAGAUAUAUUAGAAAAGCUAUUUGAAAGGGACCCAACAAGACGACUUGGGGUCACUGGGAAUAUCCGAGACCAUCCUUUCUUCAAAACCAUCAACUGGACGGCGCUAGAGAAGAGGGAGGUGGACCCUCCUUUCAGGCCAAAAGUGAAGUCAGCAAGCGACUACAACAACUUUGACAGAGAAUUUCUGAGUGAGAAGCCAAAAUUGUCCUACAGUGACAAAAACCUGAUCGAGUCCAUGGAUCAGUCUGCAUUUGAUGGAUUUUCUUUUAUUAACCCUAAAUUUGAACAGAUCUUGGACAAGUAAGUCUCUGAACAGGGCCGGACUUUAAAGGAGGUUUAAACGUUAUGAACCGAAAACUCCCAAGUGCUAAGUGUUAGGCGUUCCAACGAUGUUGUCGAUACUUCAGAGUAACACAGUAGUGUGAUUAAUGACAUCCAACUGCUGAUUUAUUGGCAGUGUUCUUUUAUGCAUGGUUGGGUUUAAGGUAUGUGAAUCGUGUGCAUUAUUUUCUCUAUUUGGGAAAAUGUAAAUUCUGUUUGGUACUUGAAUGUAGUUAUGUGAUAUAUAUAUAUAUAUGUUGUAUAUUUUGCUCGAGAGAAGACAUUGGGGAACAGAAGAUGUCUUUUUAAAAAGUGUUUGAGCCCUUGGUUCUUUUAUUUGUCUUCAAUUAAAAGAAAGUUACAUUAACCUUUCAUUCAUGGCUUU
Molecule: messenger RNA, 2508 nt
Organism: Nipponia nippon (crested ibis)
Lineage: Eukaryota; Metazoa; Chordata; Aves; Pelecaniformes; Threskiornithidae
Source: RefSeq, a predicted model, not a curated record